CUCUUUCCUGAGCUACUGGGACUGGCCUAAGGCAGGAUCCUGCUGGACGUGUCGGCAACAAUAUUGCGACCCGCGUGCACGGAAACCUCGUGGCUAGCAAAAAUGUUCAGGGCUUCGCGGCCCAUGAUGUUGUCUAGACCCCAGUGGACUCGAGCGCGCCGGUUGAAGGCUGGCCCAAGCCGGGCUUACUAUGACUCAGGCCGCCGAUUUUACUGGGCUCAAGGGCUAAGUUGGACGUUGCGGCGUGUAUGGGCACGCUCCCCAAUGAACUCGGGUUGGGCUGUGAGUGUGUGAGAGUUUUGACUGGGGAAACGUCGCUUGUUAUUGACUGUGCUGCGGUUGAAACCGGUAUCACGCAAAGCUUUGCGCUGGUAUGAAACAAGACCACCUGCGAGUGGCGCGGUCGCCGAGGUGCAAGGUUAGGUGGCCAAGGGGUAACUGGAGCUACGACGUGGCGUGGCGCUUGCUGGGGCCCGGAUGCUCGAACCCUUACAGGUGCGGCCGCUAGCAAUGUUUGUGCAUAACACAUUCUGCGCUUUACACAUACAUCAUUAUAUUUUUAAUUUGACUGCUUCAAACUCGAACCGGGUUUUGCUGGUGCUUGAACCGAAACCCCUGCGCUACCUUUCGGGCCGAAUUCCAUAUUGACUUCUAGGAUAAACUUGUGUUGUGAUAGCGCAUUUGCCGGGCGAAAAAGGAGCAGACCAGAAGCUACAGCAGGGCGAAGAUGGCACAAGGGCGGAGAGGAGAUUUCGACGCGCUCAUAAAGCUCUUGCUAGUUGGAGAUAGCGGCGUGGGGAAAUCAUGCUUGCUACUACGAUUUACGGAUGAUAUGUUCACUUCCUCAUUCAUUACGACGAUAGGCAUCGACUUCAAAAUCAAGAAGGUGGACGUCGAGGGAAAACUCGUAAAGCUGCAAAUCUGGGACACGGCGGGGCAAGAGCGCUUCCGCACCAUCACCAGCGCCUACUACCGUGGGGCCCAGGGCAUCAUCCUGGUCUACGACAUCACGGAUGAGGGCAGUUUCAACAAUGUGCGCAACUGGAUGCGCAACAUCGAGCAGCACGCCAGCGAUAACGUAAACAAGAUCCUGGUGGGCAACAAGCUGGACCUGUCCGAAAAGCGGGUGGUGUCCGAGGCGCGCGGCCGGGCGCUAGCGGACGAGUACGGCUUCAGGUUCUUUGAGACCUCGGCCAAGGACAACGUUUGCGUAGAGGAGGCGUUCCUGUCGGUGGCCAAGGACGUCCUGCACCGCAUGCAGGGCGAGCAGGCGAACGCCCAGCUGCUGCAGCAGCAGCAGAUGUCGGCCGCGAGUCAGCCCGUGCGACUGACCUCGUCCGCUCCCUCGUCCGGCAGCAGCAGCCGCGGCAGCUGCUGCAGGUAGCAGGCGGCAGUAGCAGAGGUCAACGGCAGUAGCAGGGCAGUGGCGGCAGCUGGCGCGAUGGCGCCGUGUGUCAAUUCGUGUGUGUUUGUGGGAAUGGUGUCAGCGGUGAUUGGCUUUAUGCGGCGCCAAGUGGCGGCAAGGCAGCCAGCAGCAACAGCAGCAGCCGCAUGGCUGCGGAAACAGCAGCUGCGGCGCCGGCGGCGGCAGUGGCGGCGGCGGUGUGGCUACCCAUGCGGCUGGUAGGCAGCUGAGGCUGAGGCAGCGAUCCGAGCAGCAUCUGCCGGCGGCUGUUAGUGCGGCUGUAGCAGACUGGUCAGCGGUCCGGGACGAGGAUGGCAGUAGCACAGCGGUGGCAGUAGCAUGGUGGUGUGUGACAAGGCGGGACGUACGGCUGGGGUGGGCGGGUAACCGGCGGCAAAAUACACGGCAGUAGCACGGCAGCGGAUCGGCGGUGGUGGCAGUAGCAGCGGCGGCCGCGUCUUUGAAGCACGUGGUGUGCUUGCAUGGCGGAUAGGCGGCGCACGCAGCUGCGUGCGAGGCCGCACGCUUUGGCCUGGACGACCGUUGUGGCAAUAGGAGGAGGUCGGGGGCAGGAGGAGAGGAGCGGCAGCAGCAGCGGCAAUAGGGUUGCUAUUCUUAGAGGGCAUUGCUGGUACUGCGUACAUACCGGUACCUGGAAACGCAACUUGACAGUGGGGCUUCUAACUUCUGAGUGUCGCACAGGAAACCAAAGCGUAAAGACAGUGCAUGUGUGCGUUUGUGUGCGUGUGGGCGCAUGCGCAUGUGCAUGUGUGUGCGCGUGUGUGACGGCUGUGAGCGUGAAGUCGAGGUGGGCCAGGUGUAAGCAGUGGGCGAGGGGGUACUGCUCGGUAGUCCAAUUUCAGGUGCAUCGAGAUGGAGGCGCGUCAAGGUGUGUGUAACGUGUGUUCGGAUGGGGAUCCCUUGCAGCCAUGGGUAAAAGUCGCUGGCAGUCCAGCCUUGUUCGUGUUCUUGCUCUGGCGCCCGUUGGCUUUGGACCAACGCAGUCGAGGGCUUCCGUGGAGGCCUGGUGGUGGCCGACGUUGGAUUCUGCGAACCGUGGGCGUCACGUGAUGCGCGCUGGUGUUCGUGCCUCCCCUGGUUCGUGCGCACGUCAUGAGUGCCCUACACGCCCGAGGGCGCGCUGUGCUCGUAUCUUCUAUCUACACUGUAGAAAUGUGCCCAAAAUCCGCCGAAGGCGGAGAAACAUUCUUGGUUUUGCCGCGCGCAUUGGGUCCCGUUCGCUCCG
This is a messenger RNA of Chlamydomonas reinhardtii, 2651 nucleotides long. RefSeq lists its product as uncharacterized. Gene Ontology annotation, biological process: protein secretion; regulation of exocytosis. The transcript is spliced from 7 exons. The record is from RefSeq and is a predicted model, not a curated record. Lineage: Eukaryota; Viridiplantae; Chlorophyta; Chlorophyceae; Chlamydomonadales; Chlamydomonadaceae. Gene Ontology annotation, molecular function: GTPase activity; GTP binding. The coding region runs from base 833 to 1384 and encodes 183 amino acids.